Messenger RNA from Botrytis byssoidea, 1981 nucleotides. RefSeq lists its product as uncharacterized. The record is from RefSeq and is a predicted model, not a curated record. Lineage: Eukaryota; Fungi; Ascomycota; Leotiomycetes; Helotiales; Sclerotiniaceae. Gene Ontology annotation, molecular function: transmembrane transporter activity. Gene Ontology annotation, biological process: transmembrane transport. The transcript has 4 exons. The coding region runs from base 145 to 1830 and encodes 561 amino acids.
UUACCCACGUAAAGAAUUAUACGAAUCCUCUUUCAAAUAUUCUGCUGUAUUCUUGACUUUCGAUUGCAAGGACGAAUCUGCUUCCCAGAGAUUUUUAAGACAAUUUCAAUCAUUCGAGGCGGCUGCAAAUCUACUGCACUCACCAUGGCCGAUUCGCUACAGGCUAAAGCAGAAGCAGCUCUGUUUGACCAAACCAACCUGUUGUCCCGAACGCGGCUACUGGUUGUUUUCUCAACCCUAGCAGGCGCCUUCUUGGUCGCCUACGCAGAUCAGAAUGGCAUUGCCGUCGCUUUAUCGAAAAUGGCUGCCGACUUGGACGCGACCGAUACAAUUGCAUGGGCUGGGACAUCUACAUUGAUCGCAAACACAGUGUUCCAAGUCUUAUACGGGCGACUAUCGGACAUCUUUGGUCGCAAGAAGAUAUAUCUUAGUGCGGUAUUCCUGCUCGCCAUUGGAGAUAUUCUUUGUGCCACUGCACAAGACGCGCCAGCGUUGUAUUUUUCCCGGGGUCUAGCGGGAAUUGCAAUGGGAGGCAUCAACUCUCUGACUAUGAUGAUUGUGUCUGAUAUCGUUACUCUCCAACAGCGAGGUUACUACCAGGGAUUGUUAGGGGGAUGCAUUGGACUUGGGAAUUUGAUUGGCCCAUUUUUGUCGGCGGCUUUUUCGGAGUAUUCCACCUGGCGGGGAUUUUUUUAUUUACUCUCGCCUUUGGCUGCAAUUUGCGGCCUCGUUUCUAUAUUCCUGCUGCCAUCUACGAUGCCGAAAGGAAAUGCUAUUGAGAGCGUCAAACUUGUUGAUUGGUAUGGAUUACUGACUGGAUCUGUCGCUAUCAUUUUCUUUCUCGUACCAUUCUCAGGAGCUGGAGUUUACUUUCCAUGGGGAUCUGCGAUGGUAAUUGCGAUGCUAGCAAUCAGUGGCGUUGCUGCUAUAUUAUUCUUUUUGGUCGAAUGGAAAGUCGCUGUCCUCCCGUUAAUGCCUUUAUCCAUGUUCAAGAACAAAGUUGUCGCGGUCAUCUUAAUCCAAAACCUAUUAUUUGGGUUCGCAUACUAUUCCGCCAUCUAUUAUCUUCCGAUUUACUUCCAGAAUGUACGCGAGUAUAGUGCAAUCAUUUCUGCUGCUCUUCUAGUACCGUUCUUCCUCGCUCAAAUGAUUUUCAGCGUGGGCUCUGGGCUCUAUAUUUCGAAGUACAGUAGAUAUGGUGAAGUUAUCUGGUGCGGAUUCACUUUAUGGACACUGGGAACUGGGCUUCUAAUAAUUUUUGAUGAGCAUACACACCCAGCUGUUAUCUGUGUGGUCCUAGCUAUUAUCGGCGUAGGAGUAGGCAACGUAUUUCAACCGUGCCUCAUAGCAUUACAAGCGCAUUGCACGAAAUCACAACGAGCAGUGGUAAUUUCCAACCGUAACCUCUUACGCGGAUUGGGUGGUGCCUUUGGUCUUGGCUGCUCUUCUUUGAUUAUGCAAACAGCAUUGAAACAGUAUCUUCCUGCAGAAUUCCAUUAUCUGGCACGAUCGGCAUACAAGCUCCCGGACUUUAGCUCCUACACGGCUGAGCAGAAAUCGGCGGUUCUUGGCUCUUAUCACAAAGCUGUUCGAACUGUUUUUAUAGUUAUAACUCCACUAAUGUUUAUCUGUCUCUUGGGGUGCUUUCUUAUCAAAGAUCAGGGCCUACAAAGAAAAGAUGAGAAAGUGGUGGUUGACGUGCAGAAUCUUCAGCCCGUUCAAGGGCAAAGCCUACCGGAGUCUACAGGCAUCGAGCAUGAGCGCGAAGAAAUAUCAAUCGAGACAAACCCAGAAGAAAAAGAAACUUUAGCAACUGCAAAGGUGGAAUGAUGUUAGGCGGUAGAAAAAGGACCAGAGGUAUUAUUAUGCCGUCUAGAUGUUAAUUUAAGUCUUUUUUUUUAAAGCUGGUAUUAGAUAGAAAGAUUAGGCUUUGAUUUUUUUUUUUUAAAAUCUCUUACUAGAUAGGGAAAAAAUAAACUCU